Rhopalosiphum padi (bird cherry-oat aphid) is the source of this 1578-nucleotide messenger RNA. It is a transcript of the gene Paics, whose product is annotated as bifunctional phosphoribosylaminoimidazole carboxylase/phosphoribosylaminoimidazole succinocarboxamide synthetase. Gene Ontology annotation, molecular function: phosphoribosylaminoimidazolesuccinocarboxamide synthase activity. Lineage: Eukaryota; Metazoa; Arthropoda; Insecta; Hemiptera; Aphididae. Gene Ontology annotation, biological process: 'de novo' IMP biosynthetic process. The transcript is spliced from 8 exons. The record is from RefSeq and is a predicted model, not a curated record. The coding region runs from base 167 to 1453 and encodes 428 amino acids.
GGUCCAACAUUCCAACACUCAUAGACCAGCGUCAAGACACAGCACAUACGUCAUACUUUGCACGCCAGACCGUGUUCUUAACUUGUUGAUCAUUUAACUCCAAUAACUCUCCGAUAUCUCUCGUGCGGACCGAUUCAUUUUUUAAAAAAAUAGUGACAUUUUCGAAAUGGCCAAACCCCAAACUAAGGGUCUAGGUAUGGGCGAAUUGAUCGUCGAGGGAAAAACCAAAUUGGUUUACGACUUACCUGGUACAGGCAAUGUCUUGAUGGUGAGUAAAGACAGGAUUACUGCUUGGAAUGGCGCCAAGGGUGAUGAUAUGUUAGGUAAAGCAGCCAUAUCUACGGAAACAACAACAGCCAUAUUUAAAGUUUUACAAGAUUUAGGAAUAAAUACCGCAUAUGUUUCAAGGAAUGGUUUAUCCGAUAAUACAUUCAUUAGCAAAAAAUGUAGUAUGAUUCCAAUUGAAUGGGUAUCUCGUCGAAUUGCUACAGGAUCAUUUUUAAAACGUAAUCCAGGAGUAAAAGAAGGUUAUAAAUUUACUCCACCCUUGGUGGAAACUUUUUUUAAGGAUGAUUUAAAUGAUGAUCCUCAAUGGUCUGAACAACAGUUGUUAUCUGUAGAGUUUAACAUUGGAAAUGUUAAAAUUGGAAACGCUGAGUAUGAGAUAAUGAGAAAAACUACUAUCUGUGUAUUUGAAGUGUUGGAAAAGUUAUGGGCAUCUAAGAAUGUUGCUCUAGUAGAUAUGAAAAUUGAAUUUGGUGUUAGUACUGAAGGUGAAAUAUUAGUAGCCGAUGUUAUUGACAAUGAUUCAUGGAGACUGUGGCCAAGUGGAGACAAAAGAUUAAUGGUUGACAAACAAGUAUAUAGAAAUUUGAGCUCUGUAACAGCUGCUGAUAUGGAAACAAUAAAAACAAAUUUUAAAUGGGUUGCUGAACAAGUUCAAAGUUUUUCUCAAAAACAAUCAAAUGGUUUGGUUGUGGUUGUUAUGGGUUCAUCUAGCGAUGAAAGUUUUGGUAAAAAAAUUGCAAAUUAUACAAAAAAUGUAAUGGGUAUAAAUACUGAAAUUAGAAUUGGAUCAGCUCAUAAAAGUACUGAAUUCGUUUUAAAAAUGAUUGAUAAAUAUGAAGGUCUAAGUGUUCCUGUUGUUAUAAUUGCUGUAGCUGGUCGUAGUAACGGCUUAGGUCCAGUAAUAGCUGGAUAUACUAAUUUGCCAGUUAUAAACUGCCCACCAUUAAAUGCAACCAAUGUAAAUAUGGACAUUUGGUCUUCAUUAAAUGUUCCAUCUGGUUUGGGGUGUGUCACUGUACGGGAAGAGGAAGGAGCUGCUUUGGCUGCAGCUCGUAUUAUUGGAUUGACCGAUCCCCUAGUUUGGUGUAAGCUCAAGACACAACAGUUGGAAAAAUAUAUCGGUUUAAUAAAAAGUGAUCAACAAAUUGUUUCAACAAAUGUAUAAGCCCAAUACUUAAAUAUUUAUAAGCAUUACUAUAUUUUAUCAAUGUUAUUUUUGUUGAAUUAUUACCUAACAAUUUAAAACUUAUAAAAUCUUGAAUUUAAUAAAAUAAAGAAUCAUUUAUACAA